AUGGGGAAGAGGAAGUCGAGGAGCUCCAAGGUGGCGGCGCAGCCGAAGAAGGCACCCAAGCUGGAGAAACUGGACGUGGAGUUCACCUGCCCGUUCUGCGGCCACCCCGAGGCCGUCGCCUGCCGCAUCGACCUCAAGGACAGGAUCGCCGAGGCGUCGUGCCGCAUCUGCAGCGAGACCUACUUCACCAGCGCCAACGCGCUCACGGAGCCCGUCGACAUCUACAGCGAGUGGAUUGACGCUUGCGAGCUCGCCAACGAGGGCGUCGUCGACCGCCGCUGCCAGCCGCGCCUGGUUGACGCCGCCUGA
Setaria italica (foxtail millet) is the source of this 309-nucleotide messenger RNA. RefSeq names its product transcription elongation factor 1 homolog. The record is from RefSeq and is a predicted model, not a curated record. The transcript has 2 exons. Gene Ontology annotation, molecular function: RNA polymerase II complex binding. Bases 1 to 309 code for a protein of 102 amino acids. Lineage: Eukaryota; Viridiplantae; Streptophyta; Magnoliopsida; Poales; Poaceae. Gene Ontology annotation, biological process: transcription elongation by RNA polymerase II. Gene Ontology annotation, cellular component: transcription elongation factor complex.